AUGGCAUUCAAGGCACCGAUUGGUCUUACUCCAUUCCAAAUGAUCUAUGGGAAAAGUUGUCACUUACCCGUAGAAUUGGAGCAUAAAGCAUUUUGGGCUUUGAAGUUGCUUAAUUUUGAUCCAAAGGCAAGUGGUGAAAAGAGGAAACUACAAUUGCAUGAGAUGGAAGAAAUGAGGUUACAAGCUUAUGAAUCCAACAAAAUUUACAAAGAAAAGGUGAAAGGAUAUCAUGACAAGAAGAUUGUUGAAAAGGAUCUCAAGGAAGGACAAAUGGUUUUGUUGUACAAUUCAAGGUUGAAAUUGUUUCCCGGAAAAUUGAAGUCAAAGUGGUCGGGACCGUUGCGAAUCAAAGAAGUGAAGAAUUAUGGAGUGGUGGUGCUUGAGAAUCCGGCAACGAAGGAAACUUGGACAGUAAAUGGUCAAAGGCUCAAGGUUUACCUUGGUGGUGAAGUUGAUCGGAGUGCAGAAGCCGUUCCGUUUGUCGAUCUGAAAAGUCGAGGAAAAAUCGGGAAUUUGGGGACUGGUGUGACUGCUGCAUAA
Messenger RNA from Vicia villosa (hairy vetch), 540 nucleotides. RefSeq lists its product as uncharacterized. The coding region runs from base 1 to 540 and encodes 179 amino acids. Lineage: Eukaryota; Viridiplantae; Streptophyta; Magnoliopsida; Fabales; Fabaceae. The transcript is spliced from 2 exons. The record is from RefSeq and is a predicted model, not a curated record.